Molecule: messenger RNA, 3810 nt
Organism: Phytophthora sojae
Lineage: Eukaryota; Oomycota; Peronosporomycetes; Peronosporales; Peronosporaceae
Exons: 6
Coding region: 1-3810 (1269 amino acids)
Source: RefSeq, a predicted model, not a curated record
AUGGAGCUGCGCUUCCGGGGCAAGAAGGGCGCGGAGAGCGCGGACGCCGUCGCGUUCUGGCUCUGCGAGGGGCUGAAGAAGCGCCGCGUGCAGGGCAAGAAGACGCAGACGCUGACGGCGGCGGCGCCCGAGUGGGAGCUGGCGCGCGUGCUGGAGGACGCGGAGCUGCACUUCAUGAACGAGUCCACGGGCCUCGUGGUGCCCCGCGACGAGGAGAUGGGCAAGUUCAUCUCGGACCGAGACGUGGUGCGCCUGUGCACGACGAAGGAGCUGGGCGCGCUGCUGCAGAAGUUCGCGACGCGCGACCAGGAGGUGGCGGCGGAGAUGAUGAACCCCAAGGCGGCGACGCCCAUCGAAGCGGCGCUCUCGCGCCUCAAGAAGAUCAGCGUCACGAACCCGACGUUGAAGAAGCUCCAGAAGACGUUCGACGACCACACGAGCCCUCACUCGGCGACUGCGAUCAGUGAGGCCGACGCACUGGACCAAUCUCCCGAGGUAGAUCCGAUAUUCGAGAGCGGGGAGCUCGAAGAGAUCACGGAGGACGCUGCGAACCGCCCCAAGACGUGCGAUAUGUGCGAGGUGUCAUGGCCUGACGACGCGGCGGGAAGCAUGUAUCGCUGGACGAAGCUGGGGAUCAUUACGCACCAAGGCUGCGCGCAAUUUACUGCUGAUGUAUUGGCGCAGCACCCUGAGAUCACGACUCGCGACGAGUUCCUCAGCAUGUCCAAGACGCCAGUGUCGAGCCUGAACAAGCCUGGCACCUUCCACGUCACGGUGCAUCGCGCGAUGGAGUUGCCCGGAACGCAAUUAAUUGGAAAGCAGGCGCCCUAUGCAAAGCUGUCGCUACUUCCUUGGAAGGAGCCCAUGCAAACCAAGUCUGUUGAGAACGGCGGCCGCAAUCCGGUCUGGAUCAACGCGCACGACAAUGAAAUGCAGUUCUCACACAUGUACAACAGCACCAUCACUCCUAUCCCGCUGCUGGAGGUCGAAGUGUAUAACUACAAUUACCUGGCGGAUGACCAAGUGGCUUGCACCCUGGUGGAUAUGAGUCCUCUGCUUCGGUACCCGAAUAUUCAGGCCAAGAGAUGGUUUACGCUGUCGUCUCGAGCUCUGCUCACACAGAGCACUGGCCAGCCCAAAAUCAUGCUUGGGAUCAAGUUUGUCCCGACUGAAGGAGAGAUCAGUACGACCAACGCGCACAAGUUCCGCGUCCACCAGCUGAAAUCCAUCGGUCUCGCGAUACCAGUUUGUGCAGUCUGUGAUCGAUCCAUCAUGAAUGCGCUGAAGAGUAUAUGGGGCUAUCGGUGUGAAUUGUGUGGAAUCGAUGUACACAAGGGCUGCAUGAUGAAGGCAACAAUUCAGUGCGAAUGUGUUGCACAAGAAUUGCUGAGCGCUGGUCAGGAGGAAAAAGAACACGGGGGUACAAAUUUUCGUGUGCUAAAUGACGGUGUGUUGCGCCCGGCGGGGGUACUAUAUGUGCGUUUUCGGGGCUUGCACUUGUGCACAAAGCAUUGCCGAGACGAUUUUCACGCGAAAAAUAUUUUUGAAGGGGAUACGUACUGUCGGCUGAAGUUUGAUGGAAUCGUACACGAGACCAGUCCGGUACUUAAGAGUGCCGACCCAAUGUACAUGGAGAACUUGUGCUUCAAGGUCCGCCAUCCGAACUCGACGUUCUGCAUUGAUGUGAUUGACUUCAACUCGGAUCAGUGCAUCGCGCAAUUGAACGUGUCACUGUUCCAACUUCUCCAGCGUGAAGCAGACAAGUUCAUUCGCACAAACCCGCUGCUGAAAAGCUUACGCGACCCUCUUCGCCAUUUGAGCCUCAACAAUGAGACGAACCAAGCUGCGAUCAACGAUUCGUGGGCUGCUCUACCGAUUUUAAGUGAUCAAGACCACUACACGCUGUCACCGUCGCCAGGGUCUAAGCCUCAACCCGGAGAGAAGCUUGGCUAUGCGAUGAUCGAUUUGGACUACGUGGAACACAAAGAAGAUUUGCUUCGCGUGCGCGUGGACAACGACUCAUCCCUUCUCGAGCGUGAGGACAAAGAGUUCUCCGUGGAAUCUUUGCGGAUAACAAUCGAGCGAUUUGGUCGCGCGGUAAAGAUCUUCCAAGGAAUUGAUGCCGAGUAUGCCAGUGUGAUCUCUUGGAAGAACAAGAAGAAAUCUGCUGUAUGCUUCGCCAUAUUCGUGUACGGCUGUGUAUUCGCUGAUUUAGAGUACGCUCUGUCGUACAUCUUCGGGGGAAUUCUUGUGUACAUGCUCUAUCGGCUGCAUAUUCGGCUGGAAGGGGCUUUUGUCGCCCGUUGGAUCGGCUACGAGGAAUACGAGCUGGAGCAAGAGGAACAGCAGAAACUGUACCGGCCGCUUGCAGACUUGCACGUCGCGGUCCACGAAGCCUCUCUCUCCAAUGAAACGGAUAGUAUGCUCAUCGAGUCGCAGUCGCGUAUGAAGGAUGUAUCGUCCUCGAAGCUUGGUUUCUAUGUUCGAAUCAAGUAUCGCCCCAACGACAAGGAGUCUGAAGCAGGUGAUUUGGUUCUCAACCCUUCUGGAUACGACGAAACUACUGUCGCUUGGACGGGUGUGGUGGCGAAAAGCAAGAAACCAAAUUGGCGCAAAACUUCUUUGCCAUUGGCAGGUACAAUGCCGUCCGCAAAGCUUCGAAAGGCGCUUCCGUUCAGAAACUUCAGUGUGUCGUGGCGUCAUGACCCCAGGACAUGUACUUGCGACCAGUGUGUUGCCUAUCAGCGGAGCUUGAACGGAGAAGGAGAAAAAGGUGCAGAUAAGGCGACGCUUAGUUGCGGUGUUGAUCACCACGCAUACUAUUUCCCCAUCCCACAAGCAUCUCGGAAAAACUUUUCUGGCCGUGACGAUUUGGUGCCGUGGUCUUCAUUCCCUGGUCUACUUCAGUUUGAUUUGUGUAUUUCGCUCACUGGUGAAGCAAAGGAGACGCCAGAUUUGAUUGCUGCGACGGCAACGAUCCCGCUCCGGAAACUUUUAAAGCGAGGCGAUAACUCGGAUGGCGACUAUCUGCUCGUUAGAGUUGAACUUCGAAUUCCAGAGCAAAGCAACAUGUCAUCGAAUGACAAGCUGCUGCAAAGUGAAACCUGCGAAACGCAAGAGCUGAGGCCAGCUCAGGUGGUCACGACGCGGAAAAAGAGGCCUGUAAGCCACGUGGAGCGCAAUUUUUCCGAGUUUGUGUGCGAGAGUAUGGUUGAGAAGGAGAAAUCAAAGAUCAUUGGCGCGAAUCUCUUCGACGCUUUCUGGAAAGUGAAGGACACUGUCAGGCAGCUUCAAAAUGAGAUUGGGCGUGCAUGUGGUGCAUUGGCCUGUGCUGAGAAUCUCCUGAACUGGACGCACCCGUGGAAAACUGCAACCGCUUUCGUUGCCAUCGCGAUGAUGACGCUAGUGUUCUCGGUCGUCCGAGGCCGCUGGGCAAUCCUCAUAUUUGGUGUGACGGAAUUCGGUGCUGCGUUCGUGGAUGAUGCUCCGACGAGCAAGCGCGUCAGAAAGAUCCUCUGGAAUUACCUGUCUUCUCUUCCAACGGACCAGGACCUCAUCGAUCUGUACGAACCCGAGCGUGCGGUAUACAUGAAAAAGCGCAAGACGCAACAAGAACAGGACGAGGAAGUUGGUGUCCGCCUUCGCUAUCACGCACUGUGGAUCGGCACUGUUUCGUCAAAAGCUGCAGGCGAACGCAAUCUCAAGAACUUAUUUGUGGUGUACCGCCCCUAUCGUUUCCUGCUGUGGAAGAGUGAGGAUGAUGCCGAGGAGGGAUCCCCACCGCAGCUGCGGUUGCUGGUAGGUGCUUGA